AACUCUUCCCCGGGUGGUUUAGGAAACAGCCGAGAGGCGUCUUGGCGGACGCGUCCACGAUGGCGGCCAGGAAGCCCCGGUCGGUGGCAAACCCUCUGGAGUCUGCGAUCACCACACCCAGCGAGAGGAUACUGAAAGAGUGCCACAGUCUGUACGUCGACAGCGAAAACGGCCUGGUGAAGAUUGCCAGCAGCCUUGGAGUCCAGCUCCUGCCUCCCAGAAAGAAAAUCAUUGUGAUGAUAAUGGGUAACCACUCUGCAGGGAAGAGCUCCUUCAUUAACUGGUAUGUUGAAGAGCACAUACAGAAAACAGGCGUCGCCAUUGAAACACAGGGGUUUACAUUCAUCACAAGUGGUCGCAAAAGAGAAUCAUUGACGGGGAAUGCAACACUACAUCUCUACCCGCAUUUUCGACCCCUCCUUGAGUUCAAAGGCGUUAUGGACUACCUGUCUGCUGAGAUCUCCACCUCCAAGCAGAAGAAGUUCAGCCUGGUGACAUUUGUGGACACUCCGGGUUUGGUGGAUGGGGACAUGAUCUACCCUUUCAAUGUCAACAACGCCAUCACCUGGUUGGGAGAACAGGCUGACUUGAUAUUUGUGUUCUUCGACCCGAUGGGCCAAGCACUGUGCAAACGCACACUCAACAUCGUGGAGAAGCUGAGUGAGAAAUGUGGAGACAAGCUGUUGUUUUACCUCAGCAAGGCAGAUGAAGCUGGGAAGGAAACAGACAGACAGAGGGUGAUGAUGCAGAUAGUCCAGGAACUCUGUCGUCGUCCAGGUCUCAACAAAUGUGGUUUUGAGAUGCCGACUAUAUACAUCCCCAACCCACAGAAGCCGAGCAGAUGUGUGAACCAGAUCGAUGGGGUUUGUCAGACCAUCGAGAAGACCAUCAACCAGGCUGUUCAGAAGACUUUGGAUCAGCUGGAGAAAGACUGUGACCUUAUUUGUUCCACCAUCAGCAGCAGACUAGAGCAGGACAGGGCUGACGUGACUUACAGAAAAAGUGUCCUUCUUCACUCCCUCUUGUGUGGGGCUCUGGGCUUUUUCCUUCCUGUCCUCUUCAUCCUUAGUUUAAUUGUGAACACCUUCUCCAAAGAGCAGCUGGAUGAGCUGUUGGGUGAAAGCCUGGGUUGGACCCUCACUGUCAUCUCAGGAGUAGUAAUGUUUUUAUGGGACUGGACACCAGAAGACGGACAAGUAGUGUUUGUGAUCAUUCUGGGGGCUUUUUGCUCCCUCCUGCUUUUCCUAUCGAAGCAUUUUGCACGCCAAGGGAUUAAGACUCUGACGAAGAAGGAGAAGAGGACGUUGGCAGAGUACAGUGAUUAUAUCCUGGAUAUUGUCAAAACCAAGAAGAGUAAAUUGUAUGAAUGGUACCUUGAGCAGUGUGCAGCAGAAUAUGAGUUCUGACCUCAGUCGGCAGGUGUAACCUCUAAUGUCACCGAGAUCACCACCAACAUUAUCAUCUCAAGAGUUGAUAAACGAACAAGUGCCUCUGUCAUUGAGUUCAGGAGAAACUGUGAUUGUAGUUGUUUGAGGAAAACAAAUUUCAUAAUGUGAAAAUAGAUUUUAAAAAUUUUGUAGUACACAAAUGAUGUUAGAAAUAAGCUAAGUGUUUACAAAUUGACUUUUCUUCAUGAGUAACUUGCAGCUGCUUUUACCGACAAGCAUGUUUCUGUAAUGUCCUGUUUAAAGUCUAUCUCACUGUUCUCAUGUAGUCAUGGUCCAGAAAUGUAACCGCACCGUCCUGAAGUCUGUCAUGUUACCAGAAUGUGUUUUCAUUCUGCCUGUUAGCAAUAACUACAAUAACCAAUGCUGCAAUAACACUUGGGCAUUAUAGUCGGACAUUUGAUCAGACAUUUUUAUACAGCCAAUAAGACUUAAGGUUGCAAGCUUUCUCCUGCCUCCAAAGAGUCUGUCCUACAUUUGGACAAUUUUGUUGUGUGAUUUGUAUAGCCAUCUUCGUCAUGUGAGUGUAUUUACAUAAACCGCAAUCAAGACUGGUGCUUUAAGUUCUACAACGCUGCAAUAAAAAACUGGUGACCAGUGAAGUCUGUCACUGCACUGAUGUGUAUCUCCUAGUUGUGUUAAUGAGCACUGAACCCUUCGUGUUGUCUGUAGAUCCACUGAACUUGUUUUAUGACGACAUACACCGUUUAAUGCCUUCACUGCAGUGUUUGUAGAUACAUUCAUUAUUCUCAACAGGUUGUUUUGAGUUGCUUUGUACAAGGGAUGCACCGAUCCAAUAUACCAGAUCUGUACCAAGGCCGACUGAUACUCACCUUUUUAAGUGGAUGGGGUAUCGGCAAUGGCAUGACUGAGCCACAGUUUUCUUUGUCAGAAAGAAAACUCUGUCAGUUUUUUCAUUAUGUCUUAAAUUCAUUCAGUAAUGGCGGCCCGUCGGCUUUUCAAAUUUUGGGGGAAAAAAAAGAGCACUUGGAUCGGUGAACCGUGUCGGCAGGGACCCUGAGUUGAGGUAUCAGUAUCGGGAGAGGAAAAGUUGAUCGAGGCCUCCCUACUUUAUACCCAAAAAAAUGUUGAAUAACCUCUACAGGGUGCUUGUUAUUAUUGUAUUAUAUAAUAAUAUAAUAAAAAUUUUAUUGUAAACAAUGUCAAUUUGUAUGUGUGUGUUAGAUGCCCCCCAGGUAUCCUCCUCAUUUGGGAAUUCAUGUUUUAUGAGAUAUUUCAUUUAUAAAUUUGUGAAAAUUGUGUGUGAAUUUAUCUGUUCUUAAAAUGAUAUUUAUUGACUGACACCUGGACUCAACAGACUUGUUUAGAAACUUUUUUUAGUUAAUGUGACUCAAAGAAUGAAAUCUGAAAACUAUGCUCUGUCACUUCCUUGAAAAUGAUUAAACAUU
Messenger RNA from Xiphias gladius (swordfish), 2854 nucleotides. RefSeq lists its product as uncharacterized. The transcript is spliced from 13 exons. Gene Ontology annotation, molecular function: GTPase activity. The record is from RefSeq and is a predicted model, not a curated record. The coding region runs from base 60 to 1406 and encodes 448 amino acids. Lineage: Eukaryota; Metazoa; Chordata; Actinopteri; Istiophoriformes; Xiphiidae.